UUGCUCGACUCAUCCGACGCGCAUUUUUCCAAGGAGCUCACGGCUUUGGAUUGCAUCCCUCAUCGGUACGUCAGCACCGUCCACCUCUUCUACGUUCGUGAUGGUCAGCAUGAAACAGACGACAUACUUAGAAACUCGGUACGUUGGCGAUUGACGAAUGUUGCUUCCUUAUCAUGUGUAUGCUUUUUUGUCAAUGACCUUUUUUCAGAUAACGUUCCUCACCUGUCUUGGUCUAGGUCCAAAGUCGUCAAUGAGGAAUACGUAUUUGACGGUCAGACUCACCUCAUUUACUGGUCAUCACCGUUUUCCGAAAUCGCCUUCGUUCUUCCUUCACCUCGUUCCCCAUGCAUUUCUUGUACGUGGUUUAAUUUAUUUUUUUGUUAA
Molecule: messenger RNA, 384 nt
Organism: Soboliphyme baturini
Lineage: Eukaryota; Metazoa; Nematoda; Enoplea; Dioctophymatida; Soboliphymatidae
Source: the annotation of a GenBank genome assembly